Morchella importuna is the source of this 630-nucleotide messenger RNA. RefSeq lists its product as uncharacterized. The record is from RefSeq and is a predicted model, not a curated record. The transcript has a single exon. Bases 1 to 630 code for a protein of 209 amino acids. Lineage: Eukaryota; Fungi; Ascomycota; Pezizomycetes; Pezizales; Morchellaceae.
AUGGGUAUCAUGACCCGCAUCCAGGCCGCCAGCGCCAUCGCCUACCACAGGGAUAUUCUCAUGCAGGCUGUACUCGAUGCCAUGAACGGCCCUCUCCCCGCGGUCACCCCCUCACCUGACCAGCGCAAUGCCUCCACCGCUUCCGACUCCAUCUCAUCCUCACAACGUACACCCGAAGAGGUCGCUCGAGCCCUGGAAAUGCGUAGAAACCUCUGGAGCCUCUCAAAGGAGUACUCUACGCAUAUCGUGGAGGAGGUGUUCACGCCACAAAUAUGCGACCUCCUGUCCUCAUGUGGGGGUAUCGUUGACCGUAGGAAUGAACCGAUUUUCGUUAUCGGGGCGCUCAACUAUGUACGGGAAAUGUGGCCCUCAAAUUCCCCUCAUAUUUUAAUGCUGGGUUCUGCUGUCCUCUGUGUGAGGAGGCUUCUUCAGAGCCGGUGGGAUAAAGAAACACUGGUUCAGUGCGCACUAUGUCCUGAGAGGGAGCCAGAAGCAAUAGAACGCGUGCUUAAGCAUGUUGGGAGGGAGCACGGACCAGAUGGUCAAGAGAGGUGGGAAUGGUACAUGCAGAAGUGGCCACUCCGACUACCAAUUAAGGAGGUGAGGAGCGUCUGGGUGGAGAGGUCAUAG